UGUGUUAGUUUAUAUGCAUAUGUGCAUUCUGAGUAUGUGUAGUGGUGACCUUGUAUUUCUGAUCUUUUAGAGAAGGAAUCAAGUUCUGUAGGAAAGUGUCAAGUCUCCUAUUGUCCCUUCUGCUGUAGUUUCUUGUUGCUAUGGCCCCUCGGUAUAGCGGUCUACAGAUGCCCAUAUUUCUACAUGGUGAAUGAAAUCCUUCCAGUGGCUGUGGCUCUAAACACAAGAAGACUGACUUCUAAACCCUCAUGUUGUACAAGGAAGAACCUGGGAGGAGGAGAAGAAAGAGGAAAUAAAAAGAUCCAGAAAUGGCUGUCGCUCAGGGACAGUUGACAUUCAGUGAUGUGGCCAUAGAGUUCUCUCAAGAGGAAUGGGACUGCCUAGACCAUGCACAGAGGGCUUUGCACAGGGAUGUCAUGUUGGAGAACUACAGCAACCUGGUCUCCCUGGGAAUGACACUUCAAAGUCUGAAUGCUGUGUCUAAGUUGGAACAAAACAAAGGACCCUGGACCGUGGAGAGUGAGGCAAUAAUAACCAGAAAAUCAAAUGUACAGGAAUAUGCCAUAGCUAUGAAUGCAGAAAAUAUUGAUUGUAUGGAAGCUAAGUCCAUCAGCAACGGCUCUUCAAUUUUGUCCUCUGACAGAAUUUUUCUUAGUGGUGACAAAGCACCCUUUGUUCAUGAAUAUGAUGUUUAUUCUUCACUACUUAUGAAAGGACAGAAAGCAGCCAUUAAGGAAAAACCUUAUCAAUGUAAUGAAUGUGACAAGGUCUUCCGUUAUACUUCUUCUCUAGCAUAUCAUCGGCAAAUUCAUACUGGAGAGAAACUUUACAAAUGUGUUGAGUGUGGUAAGGCUUUUUUUCGACGUUCUUACCUUUUGGUACAUGAGAGGCAUCAUUCUGGAGCGAAACCUUACAAAUGUAAUGAAUGUGGUAAGGUCUUCAGUCAGAAUUCACACCUUAAAAGUCACCGAAGAAUUCAUACUGGUGAGAAGCCAUACAAAUGUAAUGAUUGUGGCAAAGCCUUUAGUGUUCGUUCAAACCUAACUCACCAUCUGGUAAUCCAUACUGGAGAUAAACCUUAUAAAUGUAAUGAGUGUGGCAAGGUCUUCAGUCAAACCUCAAGCCUCACGAUCCAUCGAAGGACUCACACUGGAGAGAAACCUUAUAGGUGCAAUGAGUGUGGGAAAGUAUUCAGUUCACAUUCAAACCUAAAUACCCAUCAGGCAAUCCAUACUGGAGAAAAACCCUACAAAUGUUCAGAGUGUGGCAAGGUCUUUACUCAGAAUUCACAUCUUGCAAAUCACUGGAGAACACAUACAGGAGAGAAACCUUACAAGUGUAACGAGUGUGGGAAAGCCUUUAGUGUGUAUUCCAGCCUCACUACCCAUCUGGCAAUCCAUACAGGAGAAAAACCCUACAAGUGUGAAGAAUGUGGCAAGGUCUUCACUCAAAAUUCACAUCUUGCAAAUCAUCGUGGAAUUCACAGUGGGGAGAAGCCUUACAAGUGUGAAGAAUGUGGCAAACACUUCAAUCAAACUUCAAAUCUUGCAAGACAUUGGAGGGUUCAUACUGGAGAGAAGCCUUACAAAUGCAGUGAAUGUGGCAAAGCUUUUAGUGUGCGUUCUAGCCUGACUUCCCAUCAAGUAAUCCACACUGGAGAAAAACCUUACAAAUGUGCUGAAUGUGGCAAGGUCUUCAGUCAAACUUCAAGCCUUUCAAUCCAUCAGAGAAUUCACACUGGAGAGAAACCUUACAGGUGCAACGAGUGUGGGAAAGCCUUUAAUUCACAUUCCAACCUAAAUACCCAUCAGGUAAUCCAUACUGGGCAAAAACCCUAUAAAUGUCUGGAAUGUGGCAAAGUGUUUACACAAAAUUCACAUCUUGCAAAUCAUCACAGAACCCAUACAGGAGAGAAGCCUUACAAAUGUAAUGAGUGUGGCAAAGCCUUCAGUGUGUAUUCAAGUCUGACCACCCAUCAGGCAAUCCAUACUGGAGAAAAACCUUUUAAGUGUAAUGAAUGUGGUAAGGUCUUCACUCAAAAUUCACACCUAGCAAGUCACCGGAGAACUCAUACUGGAGAAAAACCUUACAAGUGUAGUAAGUGUGGUAAAGCCUUUAGUGUGCGUUCAAGCUUGACUACCCAUCAGGCAAUCAUUCUGGAGAAAAACCUUACACAUGUAGUGAAUGUGGCAAAGUCUUUAGUCGAAGUUCCAACCUUGCAAGUCAUCAAAGACUUCAUGUUGAACAGAAAGUUAUGUCAAUAUAGCAAGGUCUUCAGGCAUGAUUCACUUCUUGCACAACAUCCAGGAAUCCAACCCUAAGAAAAUAUUGGUAUUGUGUUAAUGAUAAGUACCCAUCAUGAGUUCAAAUAUGUCAUUGGAUGUCCUGGUAUGCAUGUACAACCACACACUUUCUAAGGUGUUGUAGGACCACUGUCUGCCCGGGAUAUAUAGGAAAAAUGUGAUUUAAAAUUAAAAAUAAUGGACUGGAGAGAUGGCUCAGCGGUUAAGAGCACUGGCUGCUCUUCCAGAGGUCCUGACUUCAAAUCCCAGCAACCACAUGGUGGCUCACAGCCAUCUGUAAUGGGGAUCCGAUGCCUUCUUCUGGUGUGUCUGAAGACAGCAACAGUGUAUUCAUAUACAUUAAAUAAAAUCUUUAAAAGAAUUAAAAAUAAAUCAAACUCUUAUAGACACAUAUCGUAUUAAGAAGACAUUUCAAACAUGUAGAGAAGAUGCUUCAGGAUAUGAUUCCCUCUAUAAACAUCAAAAUGCACAUUGUUGAUGAACUCAUCUAGCUUGCACUUACUGAGAAUGCUAUUUAAUGACUAUUACAGUAAAGGGUGAAUGGAAGGAAUUACUCAGCCUCUUGUUUUCAUGGCUAGUCUCUCAUGUUACGUUCCACAGAAUAAUUGCUAGUUACUGAACAAUUAGCUAAAAACUUGCUAAAACACAAUAUAUUUGAAAGGUGGAAGGCAUUUGAUAUUUGCCUUCAGUAUUCAUAUACUCAUUUAUUUAUGGUCCUUGCAAAAUCUGCUUUGCCAUUUAUGAUUGUUAUCUGCAACUUUCUGGUGAUGCAAUACCUGCCUCAGGGCAUUUUAUUGCAGCCUCUGGAAAAAACAGAAUAGUCACAUUAGUAGGAAAGAAUCAUGUCUGGUUCUGAGAAUGACUCCAUUCCACGUUUUGAAUUAAGUACUGACUAAGUUAUUUUUCUAAUUUGUGUUUAGUUUUUGUAUUAAAUUUCAUGACUAAAGCUAAUGUGGGGAGAAAAGGGUUUAUUUCAUCUUAUGUGUUAUAGUUGAUCAACAGAAGUCAGGGUAAGAGUUUGAGUAGGAACCUGGAAGCAGGGAAUAAGGAAGACAAUGGAGAAAUAAUACCUGCUGGCUUGCCUUUCAUGGCUUAGCUUUUUUGUACAACCCAGGACCACCUACCAAGGGAUGGCACUGCCUAAAGCUAUCUAGGCCUCUUAUGUCAAUCAUUAAUAAAGAAAACGCUUGACAGAAAUUUUCAGACCAGACUGAUGGAUGUGAUUUCUUAAGUGUCCCUCUUCUCUGGUAACUCUAGUUUGUGGCAAGUUAAAAAGAUAUAACCAGAUCAUUUAUCAUCUGAAAGGGACAGGAUAUUGUAAAAUUACAAUGUAAAGUUAUCAAGUUUAUUGUGUAUGAUAGGGGCAUUCUGUGGGGCAGAAGCAAUUAGGUUGGAAAGAAAUGAUCUACCAUCUGAUCAUGAGGUACAAAAGCUGCCACAAAAUUUGGAUACUGCAUUUUUUAUGAAAUACACUUUGUCAAAUAACUGCAGAAGACAUAGUAAACGUGUAUAUUGGAUGAUAACAGGUUUCAUGUAGGAAAUAAUAAUUUUUCCUACUUUUAAAAUUAAAGUGAGAAACACCAUUAGGAUGGAAAAUUUAACCCCAAAAUGUGUAGGACUGUGUGUAUAGCUAGUGGAGAAGCACUUGUGUCAUGCAUGUCAGGCCCCAAGUCCAAUGCUCAGCAGCACCAAAAGUAAAAAUUCCACACAAUGUUUCUUAAGAGUGACAUCAUUUAACUACUGUUGUUAAGUUUUCCCACUGUCUUGUUCAAAACAUCACUAAUCAAACUUUUAGCUAAUGAAAUUAAAGGUUUUAUUUUCCAAU
Rattus norvegicus (Norway rat) is the source of this 4128-nucleotide messenger RNA. RefSeq names its product zinc finger protein 160 (gene Zfp160). Gene Ontology annotation, cellular component: nucleus. The record is from RefSeq and is a predicted model, not a curated record. NCBI's taxonomy places the organism in Eukaryota, Metazoa, Chordata, Mammalia, Rodentia, Muridae. Gene Ontology annotation, biological process: regulation of DNA-templated transcription; positive regulation of transcription by RNA polymerase II.